UGUAUAUCAGAUCCGAACAUCACGUAGAAUAAACAACAUGACCUCCUGCUUUUCCCGUAUCCCAGUCAUCGACCUCUCCCUCGCCUCUUCCCCAACAGGCCGGGCAGACCUCCUCUCGCAACUCCGCCAUGCCGUCACGGCAAUCGGCUUCCUGUACAUCUCCAACCACGGCGUCCCGGAGAAAGUCAUCACGGACCUGGUAGACAUCCUUCCCGUCCUAUUCGCACUCCCCCGCAAAGCCAAGGAUGAGGUGGAGUUGAGCAAUUCUCCGCAUUUCUUGGGGUACAGCAAGGUUGGCGCGGAGAUGACGGCGGGAGCCAAGGAUCGGAGGGAACAGUUCGAGUUUGCAACCGAGUUACCUGAUAGAUGGGGAGAAGCAAGUGGCAGUGGUCGACCAGGAUAUGAGAGGCUGAAAGGUCCUAACCAGUGGCCAUCCCAACCCCCCCAUCUUCGACGCAUAGUAGAAAGAUACAUCGAAGAACUCACGAACCUCGGAACCCGCUUCCUACGCCUAGUUGCAGAAUCCCUCUCCCUACCCGCAGAGACCUUCUUCCCCUUUCUCUCGGAGCAGCACCGUCUCAAACUCGUCCGUUACCCGGCAUCAGCAUCACCGACAGGAUCAGACACAGAAUCGACAUCCACACAAGGCGUAGGCCCGCACAAAGACUCCUCCGGCUGGUGGACAUUCCUCCUCCAAGCCUCCCCCCCAAAGGUCAAGGGCCUCCAGGCCCUCAACAAAGCCGGCGGGUGGAUCGACGUCCCCGUCAUCCCGGGCACAUUCGUCGUGAACAUCGGCCAGGCAUUCGAAGUCGUCACGAACGGCAUCUGCAAAGCCACCACCCACAGAGUCGUAUCCGGUCCACUGGAGCGGUUCAGCGUGCCCUUUUUCCAGGGCGUGCGGGGAGAUCUUACCAAGGCCGAAGCGGUGGGGACGCUGCGGGAUAAGUUCGCGUCGAUGGGUAUGCUUGAACCUGCGGAGAGUGAGGAGGGGAGGAACAUCGAUUCGGCGUUUUUGAGGGGGAAGUAUGAUACUUGGGGUGAGGCGCAGUUAAGGACUAAGAUACGUAGUCAUAGGGAUGUAGGGGUGAGGUUUUAUGGGGAUGUUUAUGAGAGGUAUAUUCAUGAUGAUUGAUGCUUCUCUUUUCACAUUUAUAUAAGAUAAGAUUGAAUUUCCC
Molecule: messenger RNA, 1175 nt
Organism: Monascus purpureus
Lineage: Eukaryota; Fungi; Ascomycota; Eurotiomycetes; Eurotiales; Aspergillaceae
Source: the annotation of a GenBank genome assembly